This is a messenger RNA of Exophiala bonariae, 2148 nucleotides long. RefSeq lists its product as uncharacterized. Gene Ontology annotation, molecular function: ATP hydrolysis activity; ATP binding. Gene Ontology annotation, cellular component: cytoplasm. Lineage: Eukaryota; Fungi; Ascomycota; Eurotiomycetes; Chaetothyriales; Herpotrichiellaceae. The coding region runs from base 1 to 2148 and encodes 715 amino acids. The transcript has a single exon. The record is from RefSeq and is a predicted model, not a curated record.
AUGGCCACAUUCACUGUGCGGCCUUCCAACACCGACAAGGAUGCGUUUCGUAUCAGUCUCAACGUGGUGUCCAUGCUUUCGCUAAAGUUAAAAUCCGGCGACACAUGCGAAAUCCAAGGUGGCUUGACAGAUGCGUCCGGCCGGAAAAAACUGGCGAUUGCUUGGGAGGCGUCGGGCAUCAAGGACUAUGUGGUGCAGACUUCAAAAUUAUUACAGGAGGUUUAUGGCCUGAAGCUCGGAGACAAGAUCGCUAUUACUCGAUCCUCCACACCAGUGGAGGACAUCACCGUGGUCACUUUGCAACCCUCGGGACCACCUCUCGCAUCUGAAGAUGCAAGAUUCUAUGCAACAUACGCGAAACAUACAAUACCAGGAGCGCAUGAACACUUGGCGAUAUCUCAGAGAUUCAUAUUCAAAUUGGGACUUGAUAGAGUCGAGUUCACGGUCAAAGAUAUCAGCAUUGCAAAUGUCAUGAUUGCACGAGUUACAGAAAAGACUUUGUUCAGGAUUAAUGAUCCCACAAAGAUAGAGCAGGCAACAGAUGUCGACUUCCGGCCAGCCCAACUCGGAGGUCUUGAGCAGGAGGUCAUCAAAUUGCGGAAAAUCGUCCACAGAUUACGCCGGGCUACAGUGAGGCAGAAUUGGGCAUCACACCGACCAGUACAAGGAGUUCUGAUAUAUGGCACAAAAGGCACUGGCAAGUCCGCAUUUAUCCAAGCACUGGCUGAUUCGGGCUGGCCAUCGGUCAUCCAAUGGACUACUGGAACCAGAAUACCACCUUCGACCGAACCAAGACUGAUAACAGUCGAUCUACGUUACGAAUCACGAGAUUCUGGCAGCAUGGGUCCAGCCGGGCUGCAUGGUCUUUUCCAGGAGAUCAAGGAAACUCCGACAUUAGUGGUCGCUGAGAUUGUGCACCCGAACGACAUCCAUCAAAGUCUACGUGCUCAAGGCAAAUUUGAAGCGGAAAUAGAGUUACCGAUCCCCUCAGCUCACCAGCGGAAACUAAUUCUACAUGCUAUGAGAGGGGCUGAGUUUGCACCAUCCGAUGAGCUUCUACAGACCAUGGCUGAAAGGACUCAUGGCUACGUUGGCGCCGACCUCUAUGCGUUGUUCAGAGAAACGCUUGACACCGCUGCAGAUAGAUCGGAGAAAGAGAGUGAAAAUCUUGUUGAGGACUAUCAAGAUGAGAGGAGGGAUGUGAACGAAAAGCUCCCCCUUUCAUUGCAUGACAAUGAAAAUGAUACCAAGCCUGAGAAACCUCGAUUGGAAGUAACUGCGCUUGACUUUGAGCAGGCGCUGCAAGAGAUCCGACCAUCGGCAUUGCAAGAGAUCUUCCUUGAAACACCCAAUGUGCAUUGGUCAGACAUAGGGGGCCAAUAUGAAAUCAAACGUCAACUACAGAACGCAAUUGAGAGACCACUGAAAUUUGCCGAGCGGAUGAAGAAGAUUGGCUUACAGCCGAAGAAAGGGGUUUUGCUCUAUGGACCGCCAGGUUGUUCGAAGACACUCCUUGUCCGAGCCUUGGCCACUGAAGCCGGUCUGAACUUCCUCGCUGUCAAGGGUGCGGAGUUAAUAUCAAUGUACGUGGGUGAAAGUGAGAGGGCCACGAGAGAAGUCUUUCGAAAGGCAAGGGCCGCGAGCCCUAGUAUCAUCUUCUUCGAUGAAAUCGACGCUAUCGCGUCUCGUGGCAAAAGUGGUAGCGACCUCAAUGUGUUGACGACACUGUUGAAUGAGAUGGACGGGUUCGAAGAGCUUCGAAACGUCCUGGUGGUCGCGGCGACCAAUAAGCCGCAAAAUAUCGAUCCUGCACUGAUGCGGCCAGGACGGUUCGAUAACGUCGUCUACAUUGGUCCGCCCGACCUGGAAGCAAGAACUGAAAUCUUCCAGAAACGGUUCGAGAAAUUCACGUACCGAUAUGAAGUUGGCGUGGAGGAGGAUGCUCGACGAUUUGCGUCCCUGACUGACGGGUUUUCCGGUGCCGAAAUUGUUGGCAUUUGCCAGACCGCAGGAGAGUUUGCUAUGGACGCCGAUAGGGACUGUACGAUCCCUGAGUAUAUCGAAAAGGCGAUCAAGAUGACGCCCAAGAGCAUUACCAGUGGGAUGAUAUUCGAGUUUGAAUCGUGGAAUGCAGCAAGACGGCGCUGA